Maudiozyma saulgeensis is the source of this 1485-nucleotide messenger RNA. The record is from the annotation of a GenBank genome assembly. NCBI's taxonomy places the organism in Eukaryota, Fungi, Ascomycota, Saccharomycetes, Saccharomycetales, Saccharomycetaceae.
AUGACUAAACGUUUACCACCUGAACUUAAGAAACAUAGAAGGUCUAUUCAAAAGGCCUGCGUCUUUUGCCAUGAAAAACAUAUUCAAUGUGACGUCAGUAGACCUUGCAAGAAUUGUGUUAAAAGAAAUAUCACAUCCUCAUGUAGAGAUAAUAUCAGAAAGAAAAGAAAAGCAAAUAGUCCUCAAGAAGUGAAAAGUUCCCCAACAGAUUAUGAUAUGCCUAAUAGUGACAUUAUUGAUGAUGUUAUGACCGUUAUUAAGAAAGAGGCUUGUUUUGAUACUGACCUCUCUGGUCAGGAGACAAUUUUCAGUCCAAAUCAAGACUUUGAUAGUAUUUGGGCUAAUGAAGAAUAUUUGAAAUUAAAGGAAUUCAUUGAUGAUCCACAAUGUCUACAAGAUUCAGAUAUAGCUCCAGUUCAAUUGAAAGAGGGGAAAUUUAAUAAUAUUGAUGAUGCAUUAUUAGGUAGAACAUUUACAGAUUAUGAUGUAAUGAAUACAAUUUCAAACUCAAACUCAAAUUCUCAUUCUAAUUCUAAUUCAAAUUCUCAUUCUAAUUCUAAUUCAAAUUCUAACUCAACUUCUGAUAGGAAUGCAAGCAUUCCUAGCAACGACACAGUUUUUUCUAAACCAUUCACAGCAUUAGAUAUGCUAAGUGAUUCAUCGUUGAACGAUUUUUCACCACUUGAGGAAAAAGAUUUUCUUAAGGAAGAAAAUCCAAAGGAACAAUUCGAUACAUUAUGUGAACCAACUAUUAUCACUGGAUUAGUGAAUAGUAAUAACAAUAAUAACAAUAAUAGCGAAUCCAAUAUAUCCCCACUUCAAUUUCGUAAAGGGUUCCCUUCCGUGAAGGACCUAUAUUCCAAUCAGGAUUUAAUUAAACCUCAUAAUUAUCAACUUGCUUACGCCCAAAUGAAAAAUAUCCUUCAAGAAAAAUUUUCCAUUGAAGCUGAUCAAAGAUUAUUACCAACUUUAAUCAAAUCCAUUCUAGACAAUUUCGCUCCAAGAUUCAUGAGUCUAAGUUCAGCUAUGAUUCCGGAAGAUUUAGUCUUUCAAGAGAUUAUGCUACAACGACUUUUAUUUCAAAUGGAAGAUACAGCAACUUUAGUCAAUUGUACACCAAUGGCUGUUUGGAGACGUACCGGUGAAUUAUGUUUUACUAGUAAUGAAUUCUUAUCAUUAACUGGUUUCACUAAACCUGAAAUAUUUUCAACCAAUAGGUUCAUCUUUGAAUUCUGGGAUAACGAAAGUAUCUUAGAUUAUUUUAAUAAAUUUGAAAAAGUGCUGGCAUUUGGAGAUUCAAAUAUUGAAUCUCCAGAGACACUUUUAAACAGAACUAAUUUUGGUCGUUGUACUUUAGUUUUAAAGAACAACGCCAAAUUGAACUGUGCUUCAUGUUGGACAGUUGUCAGGGACAACUUCAACAUUCCUUUGCUGAUCAUGGGCCAGUUUUUGCCAAUUUUUACCAAACAACAACAAGAACAAUAA